GGCCGUUGUUUUUCGUCCCAUUUGUUUUGACAGCUUUUUCUUUUUUUUUAAUCUUUCUCUCUCUUCAUUUUUUAUCAUUAUACUCAUCUUGAUUUUGUGUUUAGCCUCUCAAUGGGACCGUUCCCAUGGCUAGUGGAAUGUUGACUUCAAAUAAGUAGAAAGGGAGGGGGCUAUAUCCGGAUGGGCAUACAUACGGACGGCGACGGCAGGCAGUACGUUGUCCUCAAUCCAGGCCCCAGGGGGGACGAACUCUCGGAACAGUGCAAGUGGAACACUGAACCUGUAGGCAGCCGCCCGGCGCCGAACCUGUCGGCCGGCUCGCGGCACGCUACGUCGCGCUUUGACUGCUUGAGCAAAGCCAAAAGGCGACCAACGAACGAGCACGCACCAGCAUCCCACGACGCCGAAACCGGGAAGCCCGCAACGUAACGCAACCAUCACGACGACGAGGCGACGACCGACCACUCCUGCCACCGUUCCUGAAAUGCACAGCGCAGCGGCACCGGCACCGGCACCGGCCGAAAAGGCCGGGGUUCAGGAUCUCUCGGGCAGCCAGCCCCUCGUGAUCCCCAAACCGAUCUCCCUGUCCUCUCAAUCACACGACCCGCCGUACGGCCACGACCCACUGCCGUCUGACGGUUCAUGGAAUGCGAGGUACGUUCCGCGGGUACCACUCCGGUCAAAACGUGCAGCCUUGCGGAGCGAAAAACGCACAUGACAUGCCUUGCUCCUACUAGUACUAGGCCAUGACUCACUCCGCCUCCGCGUCGUUCAACGAACCUGCUGCGCCCGCUUAGCAACCAAACCAAUGCGAGCAGCCGCCCAACUUGUAUAUUACCCGAUCGAGCUCCCGAUCCUUUAGGCAGCCGCAGCCUUCCCUUCUCAUCCUCGACUGCUGAUCGGAGAAAGAAAGCUCUCCGAUCGGAGGGGUCAACAGGCUGUCUGAAACUCUGAAUGAGCUUUGCGGCCGGCAGCUCCGAGGAUCAACUCAACUCGUCGCCGCUCGCCAUGGACCGGAGACCGGCGAGGACGAGAAGCGACCCUCCUCACAGCAGCAGGGGCGCGGUGCACGAUGCCGUUGCCGUCGAGCAGAAGCAGCACCGGCGGCCGCAAGGAACGGGGGCACCGCCGGUGUACUUCACCGCGGAGCUGGUGCUGGCGUGCCUGUUCGUGGCCGUGUCGCUGGCGCUCCUCCCGCUCGUGCUGCCGCCGCUCUCGCCGCCGCCGUCCCUGCUGCUGCUGGUGCCCGUGGGCCUGCUGGCCGUGCUCCUCGCGCUCGCGUUCGUCCCGCUCGACGCGCACAGCCACCUCGCCGUCGGCUCCUCCCGCUGAUCCCGUCCGUACGCGGGAGGUGGAGGCUGGAGAUGGAGAGGGUUAGGCCCGACGUACAUAGAAUCAGAUUAGUUUAGUGACGAAUACUUACUUUUUUUCGGGGUGAUUUUGAGAUAUAUUUGCUGUAAACUGGUCGGAUCAGGUGGAUUGGAACCUUGUUUUAUUUGGUCCCGCGCACUUGACCCAAUUGCAGGGAAUGAACACCGUGCACGUUAUUUCCUACUCGAA
Molecule: messenger RNA, 1560 nt
Organism: Zea mays
Lineage: Eukaryota; Viridiplantae; Streptophyta; Magnoliopsida; Poales; Poaceae
Product: protein AUXIN-REGULATED GENE INVOLVED IN ORGAN SIZE
Exons: 1
Coding region: 955-1332 (125 amino acids)
Biological process (GO): positive regulation of organ growth
Source: RefSeq, a predicted model, not a curated record